AUGGAAUCCAACCCAGAUUCAACGACCUUGGCCCAGCAAGUUCAAGCCCUGGCAGCCACCAUUGAGGAACUCACCAGGCAGAACCAGGAAAUGAAGUUGCGGCUCCAACAGGUUCAAAAAGCUCAACAGGAAGAAAACCGGUCCAAGGGUAACACGGAGGGAGAGGGGGAUAGCCAACAGAGGGAAACCCCCCAGAGACCAACUACUCCGGAAGAACAGAACUCAGAUCUUCUUCGGGAAAUGAGGAAAGAGAUGGACGAACUAAGGAGCGCUAUCAAGGAAAAGACAGACCGGAGUGUAGACAAGAUGGUAAGGGCUACAGAUUCGCCCUUCACUGCAGUGGUACUUGAUUGCCCCAUGCCGUCAAAGUUUCGCCUGCCUCAGCCAUUACACUCGUCCCCCAACGUACGUGACAAGAACAAGUAUUGCCGGUUCCACAGAGACCACGGCCACAAUACAGAAGAUUGCAGAGACCUGAAGGAACAAAUAGAGGAGUUAAUACGGAAAGGAAAGUUGCAGAAAUAUGUAAAGAAAGGAGAAUAUAGCAAGUUUAGAGACGACAACAAGACCCAACAUGAAUCCUUCACUCGGGAUGACGACCAUACGUCCCAACCUCCACGCAAAGUGAUCGGGGAGAUAAACACGAUCACGGGAGGACCAUUCUCAGGAGGGUCAUUCAGAUCACUUAGAAAAGCAUACCACAGACAGGUAAACAGCGUCCACGCCAUUCCUCCGUCCAAGUACCGACGAACAUACCAAGAUAUGUCCUUUAAUGAAGGAGACGCCAGGGUAGUGAAGCAGCCUCACAACGAUCCCCUGGUCAUAGUGCUGAAUAUAGAAGGGUUCAAUACCAGAAGGAUCCUUGUUGAUAACGGAAGCUCAGCGGAUAUCAUCUACCUCCCAGCCUUCCAGCAGUUGAAGUUAGAUCCAAAAAGGCUCCGUCCUUUCGACUCUCCACUUGUCAGUUUCAGUGGAGACAGGGUCUACCCCAGGGGUAUAGUGACUCUGACGGUGACAGCAGGGACCUAUCCGUUGCAGCUGACCAAACAAGUAGAUUUCCUGGUGAAAUUCCCAACAGACGAUGGUGUGGGUGAAGUGAAGGGUGAUCAGGUCCUGGCAAGGGAGUGCUACCAGGCCGUACUGGCAAGAAAGGAGAACCACACGUGGACGAUAGAAGAAAAAGAGGAAGACGGAGUGGAGAUCCUGGAAGCAGUGGAAUUGGUAGAAGGAAAUGCGGACAGGACAACCAGAAUAGGGACGACGCUAAGCCCUGAGAUGAGAGCGAGACUCAUAAAGUUCCUUAAAGGGAAUCUUGAUGUCUUUGCAUGGAGUCACGAGGACAUGCCAGGCAUAUCUCCAGAGAUCAUCCAGCAUAGACUGAAUGUGGACCCCAACAGGAAGCCCGUUCAGCAACGACGAAGAACUUUCGCUCCAGAGCGAGAUCAGGCAGUAGCAGAGGAGGUAACCAAACUCUUGACGGCAGGGUUCAUCCGGGAGGUAUACUACCCAGAAUGGCUCGCCAACGUCGUCCUGGUAAAGAAACCAAAUGGAAAGUGGAGAAUGUGUGUAGACUUCACUGACCUGAAUAAAGCAUGCCCAAAGGACAGCUUCCCUCUACCAAGGAUAGACCAGCUUGUGGACUCUACCGCUGGACACAAGUUGUUGACGUUCAUGGACGCCUUCUCAGGGUACAACCAGAUAAAGAUGGCUGAAGAAGACCAGGAGAAGACGGCCUUCAUCACCAGCCAGGGACUCUAUUGUUACAAGGUGAUGCCUUUUGGGCUGAAAAAUGCUGGAGCUACAUAUCAGAGGAUGGUAAACAAAAUGUUCAACCAACAAAUUGGCAGAAACAUGGAGGUAUACGUAGACGAUAUGCUCGUCAAGAGUAAGGAAGAGCUCGCACAUCUGGACGACCUGGAGGAGACUUUCACAACCCUGAGAAAACACCAGAUGAAGUUGAAUCCAAACAAAUGUGUUUUUGGGGUAGCCUCGGGAAAAUUCUUGGGAUUCAUGGUGUCCCAAAGAGGAAUAGAAGCCAAUCCAGAAAAAGUACAAGCUAUCAUUGACAUGGCCCCACCCAAGACCGUCAAGGAUGUACAAAAACUUACAGGAAGGAUAGCAGCUCUAAAUAGGUUCGUCUCUAGGGCCACAAACAAAUGCCUGCCCUUUUUCAAAACCCUCAAGCAAGCUUUCGCUUGGAUCGACGAAUGCGAAGCAGCGUUCCAAGAGCUGAAGCGAUAUCUGAGCAGUCCACCUCUCCUGAGCCCGUCCAAAGGAGGGGAGAACCUAUACUUGUACCUGGCGGUGUCAGCCUCGGCAGUCAGCGCAACCUUGAUUAGAGAAGAAGGCAAGAAGCAACUCCCGAUGUACUACGUCAGUCAGGCCUUUCAAGGAGCUGAGUUCAGCCAAUUUGACAUCGAGUACCAUCCAAGAGCAGCCAUCAAGGCACAAGCUCUGGCUGACUUCAUCGCUGAAUUCACUCUUCCAGACGAAGAAGGAACUACAGACGAAGUUGAUAAAUGGACAAUACAGACAGAUGGUUCGUCAGCCCAAAAGAGGGGGGGAGUAGGGGUCGUCAUAACUACCCCCGACGGAGAAGUGAUGAAAUAUGGAGUUCAACUGGAAUUCCCAGCCACCAAUAACGAAGCCGAAUAUGAAGGAAUAUUGACGGGCUUGAGGCUUGGAAAAGCUCUUGGUACCAAAAAUUUGCUGGUCCAGAGUGAUUCAAAGCUGGUAAUCGGACAGAUCAGUGGAGAGUACGAGGCAAAGGAGGAAAGGAUGCAGAAAUACCUUAAACUGACGAGGCAACUAACUCAGGAGUUCGACACAGUGGAUUUCGUCCAGAUACUAAGAAACAAGAAUAUUGAAGCUGACGAAGUGUCGAAACUAGCGUCGUCAGAAGCAGGAAUGACGAGCACAGACGUGGCAAUAGAAAUUCAGAAAUACCCAAGUAUUGAAGAGGUGGCAGUGCUCACCACCCAGAGCCCAAACACCUAG
Messenger RNA from Quercus robur (English oak), 2997 nucleotides. RefSeq lists its product as uncharacterized. Lineage: Eukaryota; Viridiplantae; Streptophyta; Magnoliopsida; Fagales; Fagaceae. The coding region runs from base 1 to 2997 and encodes 998 amino acids. The record is from RefSeq and is a predicted model, not a curated record. Gene Ontology annotation, molecular function: RNA-DNA hybrid ribonuclease activity; nucleic acid binding. The transcript has 4 exons.